This is a messenger RNA of Trichoderma atroviride IMI 206040, 1497 nucleotides long. RefSeq lists its product as uncharacterized. Gene Ontology annotation, molecular function: dipeptidase activity. The record is from RefSeq and is a predicted model, not a curated record. Lineage: Eukaryota; Fungi; Ascomycota; Sordariomycetes; Hypocreales; Hypocreaceae.
AUGGCUGCCGCUGGAGCGGUGGCCCAAUCAACGGUUGACCUCUCCGAUCUCCCGGCUUUCUUGAAGUCCAGCUCAAGUACCAACUGGCCAACCCUUCUAUCCAUUGGCCAACAAAUCUGGAACGACCCAGAGGUUGGCCUCAACGAAACCCACGCACAUGAUCGCCUCGUCAACUACCUUUCUUCACUUUCGGGCUGGACGGUGUCAGGAUCGGCCUACAAUGGCCUUCCCACAGCUUUCCGAGCCGAGUUUGAUAACAGGCCCUCUGGCUUCACAGGCACUCUGCCCACUGUUGGCUUCUUGGCUGAGUACGAUGCCCUGGUCGGCAUUGGUCAUGCCUGUGGUCACAACCUCAUUGCCCUCAAUGGCAUCUCAGCAGCCAAGUUUGCCAGUGAAGCGCUGGCACACUACGGCAUCCCUGGCCGUGUGAUCAUAGUCGGAACCCCCGACGAGGAAAACGCAGCCGGCAAGUUCAAGCUCAACAACUUGGACGCCUUUGCGGAUUCAGAUGUCUGGCUGAUGGCGCAUCCUACGACAACGAGCGCUAUUCAGCCUAUGAACGCUCGUCUCAACUACUUUGCUUCUUUCGUGGGCAGCACACACUCUGAGGCGAUUGCAAAGGCCUACAAUGCGAUGAAUAUAGUACUGAAUCUGACUGGCCUGCCGGGAACCAGCUCAAGCGCCGUCAGCAUUGAGAACGUCGGUGUCUAUGCAACCAACAUUGUACAGACCGUCAUCGAUCUUGGCGUGGCCGGCCUGGAUCUCGCCACGGUUAACAGCACCGUUGCCAAGAUUCUCGAUUCAACUUAUCCCAAUGUCACUUUUAAAGCUACCACGGAUUCCAACGGCGUGGCUAUUACGAUGAAUGGCCCUGGUGGUCAUGCUUCAGACGCCACCAAGGGCCCCUUGGUGCUGUCAGUCAACACAUACAACGCCCUUAAGAACACGCCCGGAGUCUCCUUUUACCUGCCCAGCAACACAUCCGUCAGUGAGCUCGACAUUACCAUUGACAUGCGCACACGCUACACCAGCGACUUGAACUCGGUGGCCAACUUUGUCAGCGCUGCUCUCGGCACUCUCCCCAAGAGCAUCUCUCACGAUGUCCAGUACCCAUCUCUGGAGGUCGAUCCUUACCUCGGACAGGCUUUUGUUGAUUUGACUGAGACACCUGAUUACCCACUGGGCAACUUUGGAAUCAGCACAUUUGCUCCCGCCUCGACAGAUGCCUCGUGGGUGCAGGAUCCUGUGCUCGACCCUGUCACACACAACAUGACCAGCGCAGCCAAGGCGGUGCUUCACGCAAACUACGGCAUCUGCCCCAACCCAUCCGGGGUUGGCUGUGCCUUUAACCACGAGCCGCUGUUCAAGACUUUGGCUAACACGGCUUUGGCGUACUCGCAGACCGAGAUUGUGGCCAGAGCAGAAGCCCAGAUUGCCGUGCAGCUGCUGGCUGAUCCAUCUGCGAUGAGCAAAGCGACCUCUAUCUUGACGAAAUAA